Salvelinus fontinalis (brook trout) is the source of this 1791-nucleotide messenger RNA. Its product is annotated as gastrula zinc finger protein XlCGF48.2-like. The coding region runs from base 198 to 1700 and encodes 500 amino acids. Lineage: Eukaryota; Metazoa; Chordata; Actinopteri; Salmoniformes; Salmonidae. Gene Ontology annotation, cellular component: nucleus. The record is from RefSeq and is a predicted model, not a curated record. The transcript has 4 exons.
GAUUGUUUACAAACCGCAGUAAUACCAAAGAAGAGAACAGUGACCGAGAACAUUAUCCACGUCACCUUUUUGUGUUAUUAUUUAGACGGUUAUUAACACCAUUUAACUGCACAGCAUCACAUACUUACCCCAUAAUUCGCGUUGGAGACAGGACUUGGUUGAUAUGUUAUCUAGGUAACGCUAGAUAGCUGCUAACAAUGGCUAACGGUAUGGUUUUUCACACUCAAAUAGCCUCCAUUAUGGAGGUGCUAGCAAAUGCAGCCGUGGCAGAGAUCUGUAAACUCGUAGAUGACGACUAUGCAGUGCUUCGUUUGGAAGUAACUCAAAGCCAGAAAGAAAACAGGACAUUGCGGAGGAAACUACAGCUAUUGGAACUGAAGGUGGCACGGGAGCGCGUCCUUCCAAGUAAUGUCAAGAUCCUCGACCGAUACAGAGGAAUUGCAAGAGGUGAAGGACAUUUUACUGGAGGCCACAGGAUCUUUGGGAAGCCAGCGGGACACAAUACAUGGAGACAUGACCAACCAAUCACUGUUGAUGAGGGGAGUGGAACCUCAACCCAGCACGUUAUCGUGAUAGAGUCUGCAGAUGCAGAGGCUGCAGGUCCUGGGGUUAAGCAGGAGAGGUCUGAAGGAGAGGGAGACCCAGGGCAAAGCAGAGACAUCCAGCUUGGAGCAGCUGGAACGCCCCCUGUAGCCACGGAGAACCCCACCACUGCCCCAGCACCCCCCAGGACCCGAUGCAGCAUCAUGGAGGUCAGUGGCACGCCGAACGCCGCCCUCAAGUCAGAGACAGACACAGAAACAGAGACUUUAACGGGGCUAUUACGACUGGACUGUCCUGCUCCUCGCUCAGAGAAUUUACUUCAUGGGAACCUAAGCCCAAGGACAGUUCUGUCCCAUCGGGACUCAGGUGAUGCGUUACAGACUGGCAAUGAUCCAUCCUGUUCAUAUGCAGCAGAGACAGAGAUGAUACCUGCUGACAUGCCUGUGGGCUUAGAUACACAGACUAAUCUAAUGAGAGGAGACUGGAACCAGUACAGUAGUAGUGUAUACUCUGAAGGGUCUCUAGAUAAGAAAGGAGAGGGCCUGAUCGUAGAUGAGGUGACUGUGAAAGUGGAGGAUGACGCUCCUCUGACAUGGAAUGAAGACCAGACUCAUUUAGGAGGACACUCGCAGGGCAACACUAGUGACUUCUUAGACUACAGGGAAAGCUUAGAGACCAAUCUAAAUGUGUUCAGGGAUCGUGACCCAGUAUCCACGUUGAUGGGACCUUCUGAUUCACACGGCUGCGUCCUUUUUGAUCAGGUGCUGAACUCAAAUGACAGGACUAGGGCCCAGGCUCAGGGAGUGGGAGCAACAUCGGACAAUAGUAAAGAGAAACGGUUUCUCUGCAUGUUCUGUAACAAAGGCUUCAGCUGCUCCCAGAAGGUGGAGAUCCACCAGAGGGUCCACACAGGAGAGAAACCAUACAGCUGUACCCAGUGUGAUAUGCGAUUUGCUGAGGCUGGCAGCCUGAAGAGGCACCAGAGGGUCCACACAGGGGAGAAACCCUUCAGCUGUAUCCAGUGUCAUAUGCGCUUUUCCCACUCGUCCAGUCUGAAGAGGCACCAUAGAGUCCACAAUCCUACAGCUGCCCCCAGUGUGAGAAGAGGUUCUCCCACCAGAACCAGGAGGAGGAGGGUCCAGAGGUGCUGCUGGUGAAGGAGGAUUGGUGUGAGGAGGGUAUGGGGAACCCUGAGGGGACCAUGGUCAUGGAGGACAACCAGACUACACCUCCUGAACCCACAGAGUG